GCAGAAGACAUGACAGCAGUGACCUCUUCAUGAUGGCUGCUACUUGUUUGAGCUGUGCUAAUGUACUUUAGUCCAUGUUUAAAGAUAAGUGUAUAGUACAAUAACACAAACUAUUUCACAGCUUCUUGUUUUAAUGUUCCACUCCACCUUAAAUGCAUUCUCACCCUUUCAGCAGGCUGCAGACACCACAAUGCAACUGCUGCACUAUUAAGGUGGAACAGAACAUUUAGAACAGAGGUGCUCAAUCCUGGUCCUGGAAAUCUACCAUUCUGGACAAUUCAGAUCCAACAGACCUGGCUCUAAUGCUCAGAUGCUCCUGAAGGGCUUCAUUACCUGGAUCAGGUGUGUAAGAUUAGAGUUGGAGCUAAACUCAGCAAGGUGUUACAUCUCCAGGAGCAUGACUGGGCACCCCCGAUUUAGAUCAAGAAGCUGCUGAGUACGAGGCCAAAUUCAGUAGCAGAUCUGAGUGCACGUGGCGAAGCUGAUGAAUCCAGAUGUGUCUCUGAGCUAACUCUCACGCGAUGUCCCGCCGCGCGCACGUGCUACUCCACCUGGUGGCGCGCGUGAUGAUAAGAGCUCGCGCUCACAUCCCGAGAAGCCGCGCGGACCUGCAGUCCUUCCUGCUGGACUUCAUUCACGGAGCGAGCCCUCACAGCGCUGCCUGUGUGAGGAGGAGGACCCUCAGAGAGGACGCGGUGAGGGUCCUGCUGGAGAGGAGCGCCCACACCGGCCUGACCAUCACAGCCAGCCCCGGGAUUGUAGGUCACAUCACCCCUCUUGCGUUCUUGGCCCAGUGGCGCUGUUCCAGGGUCCUAAAGCAGCUGUUCCAGUGUGGCCACCUGGAGCGCGAGAGCCGGCCCUCAAACGUCCUCCUGUCCAUCCUCUUCAGCCCUCCUCGCCUGGAGGAGGCGCCGGACAAGCGGAGCCACACACAGGUCGUUAAAGACAUUGAAGACUGCAUGGCCCUCUGCUUCAGAGUGCUCACCCACAUCUCCAUCGCUGACAUAGAGGUCAUUCAUGGCUGUUCUCCUCUGCUGGAGGACUGGAGGGUCUUUAUCCCACCCAGCCGCUACCAGCAGCCCUGCGAACUGACCCACCUGUGCCGCGUGGCCAUCAGACGGACUCUUAUGCUUACAGGAGGCUUGCCGGACAGCAUAAAGACUCUGCCUCUACCCACUUAUCUGAAGAACUAUCUUAAUCUAGAACACUGACAGGUCCUUCACAUCACCAGGGGGAGCUCUGCCACUGAGAAACUUGUUAAUAGGUUGAUUAAAGUCAGCAUGACACCAAAAUUAACCUGCUAGAUGUCCUGGGUUGGAUUAAGUGUGAUGUUUCAUUUAAAAUGCUAUAGUCCUGUUUUUCCAUAAACUUCCAUCUAAAUGUACUGACUUUAGCCCCGCC
Messenger RNA from Pygocentrus nattereri (red-bellied piranha), 1401 nucleotides. RefSeq names its product ankyrin repeat and SOCS box protein 17. The transcript has 4 exons. Gene Ontology annotation, biological process: intracellular signal transduction. Lineage: Eukaryota; Metazoa; Chordata; Actinopteri; Characiformes; Serrasalmidae. Bases 522 to 1211 code for a protein of 229 amino acids. The record is from RefSeq and is a predicted model, not a curated record.